This is a messenger RNA of Lasiodiplodia theobromae, 1455 nucleotides long. RefSeq names its product Deltasterol reductase. Lineage: Eukaryota; Fungi; Ascomycota; Dothideomycetes; Botryosphaeriales; Botryosphaeriaceae. Gene Ontology annotation, biological process: ergosterol biosynthetic process. Gene Ontology annotation, molecular function: Delta14-sterol reductase activity. Bases 1 to 1455 code for a protein of 484 amino acids. The record is from RefSeq and is a predicted model, not a curated record. The transcript is spliced from 3 exons. Gene Ontology annotation, cellular component: endoplasmic reticulum membrane.
AUGAGCGAGCUCAAGGAGAGAAAGCCUAAGGCCGAGCAGUCCGCUGCCACCUCCGGCCCCCAUGUCAAGGAGGCGCAUCCUAUGGAAUUUUGCGGGCCGCCCGGAGCUUUCGUCGUCUCGUUUGGCCUGCCCAUCCUCUGCUUUGUUUUCGCCUUCUUCGUCAAUGAAACGUCCGGCUGCCCUCCGCCCUCAGUCUUGCACCCCAAGGCAUUUACAUUGGACAAGCUGAAGGAUGAGGUCGGCUGGCAGGGGUUCUCGAGCCUCAUCAACCUCCAGGCUUUGGCUGCCACGACCGGAUACUACUUCUUCAGCCUUUUCCUGAACGCCGUGUUGCCCGCCAGCGAAGUUGAGGGCGUCCAGCUGCGUUCGGGCGGAAGACUGAAGUACCGCUUCAAUGCCUUCCUCUCCGCCCUCAUUACGCUCGGCAUCUGCGCCGCUGGCACAUUCGUCUAUGGCGCCGAAUUCCCCCUCUGGACCUUCAUCUGGGACAACUACAUUCCCAUCCUCACGUCGAACAUCAUAAUUUCCUACGCCCUGGCAACUUUUGUCUAUGUGCGCAGUUUUGAUGUGAAACCGGGAAAUAUGGACAAGCGCGAGCUUGCGGCUGGAGGCCACAGCGGAAACAUGCUGUAUGACUGGUUCAUUGGUCGCGAGCUGAACCCGCGCAUCACUCUCCCCUUCUUCGGCGAGAUUGAUAUCAAGUCCUUCAUGGAACUGCGUCCGGGUAUGCUUGGCUGGGUCAUUCUUGACCUGACGUUCAUCGCUCGCCAGUACCACAAUUACGGCAGCAUCACUGCCAGCAUCCUGAUUGUGACCUUCUCCCAUACUUUCUACGUGCUCGAUGCACUCUACAUGGAACCCGCUAUCCUAACGACUAUGGAUAUCACCACGGAUGGCUUCGGCUUUAUGCUUUCCUUUGGCGAUCUCGUCUGGGUGCCCUUCGUCUACUCCCUCCAGGCCCGUUACCUCGCCAUCGACCCGAAGGUCCUCUCCUACUUCGAGAUCGCAGCCAUUCUUGGUAUCCAGGCGAGCGGCUACUACAUCUUCCGCUCCUCCAACAACGAGAAGAACCGCUUCCGUACGGACCCCAACGACCCGAAGAUCAAGCAUCUCAAGUACAUGGAGACGAGCGCGGGCAGCAAGCUCCUGAUCACUGGCUGGUGGGGCACCGCGCGCCACAUCAACUAUCUUGGCGAUUGGCUCAUGUCCUGGUCGUACUGCCUACCCACCGGCGUGGCAGGCUACAUUGUUGUCAACCACUCCAAGCUUGAGGUUGUGCCGGGAGAGGCACGCGGCUGGGGUGCGCUGAUCACGUAUUUCUACAUGAUCUACUUUGCCAUCCUCUUGAUCCACCGUGAGGGCAGAGAUGAAGAGAAGUGUAAGAAGAAGUAUGGCAAGGACUGGGAUGCGUACUGCAAGAAGGUUCCGUACCGCAUCGUUCCGUACGUGUACUAA